AUGGGGAUAACAAAUGACAAAGGCGGCGAUGAAGUUAAAACGUUGAAAGAAGUACAAGCAGAAAAAAACGGUUACUUAUAUACAAGUGCAGAAGGUUACUUGCGUGAUAAACCAAAAUUUCAACGUACGCGGCGAGAAUAUUCCUAUUUACCGUACUAUGAAAAUAUCAAUCGGAAUGCUUUUUUUUGGUUGGAGCAGAUAAAAACAGGCCUGGCCGCUUCCACCUUAUCAUAUGCUGCUGAUUCAGGGAUUUCUUUUUGGAUGAACCAACUUAGCCAGAUAAGUGAAUAUUGUCCAGGGUAUAUCGAUUGGUCAUCCAAGCAUACGAUCAUUUUCUCAAAACUUUUGCGGACACUGAAUCUAAGUGUACGAUAUAAUAAAGUAGCAGUUGGCGAUGGGACAGGGAUGGGCUCUGAAAGUUCCGGUGCAGAAUGGAUCGUAUGGAUGCUAGGUGGAGUGAAUGAAAGUGCUCAUCAGUGUUUCGAACGAUUAAUCAAAUGCGUCGAAUCUUUCCUGCAUCCGUUGCACGAGGGUGGUCAUACGCCAACUCUACAGUCAUUUCUUGACGCUGUUGUCAAUGAAAUGGUGCGACGUGUCCGCACUGAACGAGUGCGACAAAAAACUAGGAAAAAGGUACCUUCGAAAAUGCGCCUCACGGAUGAACAGAUUGAAUGGUUCGUCAGCAUAUUGCUUCCGUCUGUACUUUAUUCAGUGUUUUCAACGACUGAAACAUCGACGUCUAACGUUAUGCGAAAUUUAGCAUUUCUCGCACCACAGCUAGUCCUACCGAAAUGUCUCGAUUUAAUCUAUCCAUCGCUAUCGACCACCACAGAACCGCAUCGUUUGAAGCAGUCACUGGAAUGCAUUGUUGAAAUUUGCGUGUCACUGGUCCGUGAUAAUGGUACCAAUAGUUAUCGAACAUACAAUGUUUGCAAGCAAAAUUGGAUUAAUGGUAUCAAUAAGAUCAAAGAGGAUAGGGAAUACAAAUCAACACCAUCGUCUAUUAUAAACGAAUCGGAGGUCCGUUCUGAUAAGUGUCGAGUACCACUGCGUGAACACGCCAUUUUUCUGCUUGAGGUACUGAUUGAAGCUAUCGACAUCAAUGAUUUCCAGAAACUCUCACUUUCUUUGCAGACAUUGGAAACCAUUUUCCAAUUAGUUCCAAUUGUGGAUUGCUCCGCUGCUCCCGAAAUGGAAAAGUAUAUGGAUUUAAGCGAAGAGGAGAAACAUCUUUGUAAAUUAACAUCACGGUUCCCAAAUAUCGUGCAGGACUUUGUGAAUAAAAUAUUCAAAGUAAUAACGCAACUAUCAAGCUCUGCUCCAAGUGAUGGCAUAUCAUAUGUGGAUUCUAUAUGUGAUAAUUCGGAGAUAAUAUUGAUUGGAAAUGAAGAAGCUGUGAUAAGUACAAGCAUGCAAAGCGCUUUUCAUGCAUUAUUCUCUAAUUGUUCAUCCAAUUUUGUUGAGCUAAUCGGUGAUCAGACCUACAAAUUCAUUUCUACGUCUGAAUUCGAAAACGUUAUUGCUGCCGAUGCUGCAUGCUCACUUAUGCAAGAAUCCAUUUAUGCCAAUCCGGUCCGUUAUUUUCCGAUGUAUGUUGAAUUUUUGUUGGAGAAGCAAAAACAGUGCGUAACAGAAGAGAAGAAAAUAUUGAAAGAACUUGAUGCAACGACGAUGUGGUUUACAUAUUUGUCGGAGAUGAUCUUCUCUGUGCCCAGUAAUUUGCUAUUAAAGUAUCAAAAGGAAUGUAUUCAAAUGCACAAAUGUACUAUGUCUAUGGUUUGUUAUAACGCAUAUCAGGGAUCAUGUUGGUCGCUUAAAAAUCUUUUAACACAGCUAAUAGAAAUUUAUCCUAUAUCAGAGGAAGAUAGACAACGUAAUCUGGACUUGCCAUUGCAUUUAUCUUUGCCUAUUAAGAAAUGGGGUGUUAAGUGUCUCAAAGAUGUUGUGACAAUAAAAUGGCAUAUCCCAACGGAUGCUGAAGUGGAUUUUGCAGAAAAAUUAUUAAAUGAAUUUGCUUAUUCCGAGGUUCAAUUACUCGCAGCGCCGGAAAAUAUGGAUAAAUUUGCAAUCAAGCGUUCAUUGUUCGUUGUCGAUAGCUUACUGUCCUGUGUUGGCAAUCGUCUUCCAAUUUUCAAUACAAAAGAAAUUAAGCUGAGUGAGACGAUUGUUGAUAUGGAUCCCAUACAUAUAACAUCUGUGUCACCGCGCAUGAAAAUGCUUUUUUUUAACGGUGAAAAUAUUCGAGAAAGAGUGCGUAUUACAAUGCAUAAUUUAAUGGAAUUUUUAUUGAACCAGCAGGACGAUCAGUCCAAGAAUCUUCUGCUCAUUUCUUCAGUCCUGCAAACAUUAUGUACUGAGGGAUCAUCACCGAGUUUUCGUGCGCGCAGAAAAAAUACAAGAAUAAAUUACAAUGACCCGAUACAGGGACGUCGUGCUGAACUGUAUGACGCUUUUGAACGGCGGGAUCUGUAUAUCAAAAAUUCCAAAUUCACCGAAUCACAUCUCAAAAUCAUGAAGGAUCUCAUCAAACUUGGGACAAAUUUUUUCACCGAUGUACGUAUCGCCUCUCAAACAACGCUGAUCAAACUAACAACAAAAUUUCCAAAUUCGAAAUGUUUGUUAGUGGACGAUGUGUUGGAGCAUUUAGAUCCAAAACGUAAUAUCAGUCAUGAAGAAAUGAAGGGUGCGCUGUAUAUUUUGAACAAAUGUGGGUUUUUAAUUUCAAAUACAAUUUCUACCCGAUGUAAGUGUUGGUUAGCAGUUGCAAAGCUUAAAGUUUCCGAGAAGCCGUCUAUAAUUGCUUUGGUACAACACUGUAUUGAUUCUGUUUCUGUGAAACAUUGGAUACUUGAAAGAAACAUCAAUUCAACAAACAUUCGUGUCAUUGCACAGGAGAUGCUUGCCGAUAGCAAUGCUAACAACAGAUUUUGUGCCAAAUACCAAGAACUAUCUUGCUUGCAGGCAAUUCUUACGUCAGAAAACAGAUUCAAUGAAAAGCAUGAAAAGAAUCAACAACGAAUAGAUGGUUUUCGCAAUGAACUCACCGAAAUAUGCAAAAAUAAGGGACAGCUGUACCAUUGGCGGCAAGUUGAUUCAGCGCGAACAUUCCUUUUCACGUUUCAUCGAAUUCUUUUCACGGCUGAAGUGGCAGAAGUAUUUGAUCCGCAUUUCAAAUAUGCAUGUGGUUUAAGACCUGAUAAUUUAUGCAUCGUUUAUGACCGUGCUCGGUUGCCAAAAGAUGAACAAACUUGGAACGAAACAAUAUUUGUAUCGAAGCCGCACUGGGGCGCUUAUCAGUGGCCAAGGAAAUUAAUGGUGUCAGCUCCAGCAAACGCGCAAACAGAACUGCAGCGCUCCGUGUCGGAAUUUAAUGAUGUUGAGAAAUUAAUACUUGAAUAUAUGAAGGAUGAACAAUUUCUUACCUUUUGGCAUGCUAUCCUGUUAAAAGAAAAGGAAGACAGUGAUGUAUUUUAUGUCAGCGAAUAUCGUUUUGUAAAAUAUUUGUUCCGAAACUUUGGUAACUCACUGGCACCGCAAUUUAAAAUAUUGCUAGAAUCAUUAUGUAGUUCGGAGAAUGAGCGUCCUGUUAUACGGCGCGCACAGACGAAACUUGCGGCAGUAUAUUGCGCUGGCAUUAUCCGUGGUUCAAGGAACUGGGUUUUCAAAAACCUGCAGGAGAUAUGGGUCUGGUUGAAACCUAUUAUUCUCUACCAAAUUGAAGGUUUGAUGUCAGAAACAGUAUAUUAUUGGGAUAUCGCACUGAAAUUUUGCUUGGAUGUUACCGAUGUGAGGAGAUUCCAUUGGCUCAUUGAAACAAUAUUUGAAAUUACUUUAAGGCCUGCUCCGACAACAUGGCAUCGAUGUGUACGAUUGGGUCUUAUACAGUAUAUUUCUUCAUGCUCAGCUUGGAGAACAACCGAAUUGUUAAAUCAAGUUAUACAAAUUGCAAAUGUUAUGAUUUCGCAGGCAUGGCUGGCACCGGAAAGAGAGCAAAUCGCGAAUAUAUUAUGGUUGCAUUUCGUAAUCAUCAAAAGCCUGAGAAGCCUUAGUUACUCUAGUAACGAUGGAAGUGUCUCAAAAAUUAAUUACAGCGUCCUUUCAUUUCCUGCUGUUUAUGGUUUUGCAAUGGGUGAUGAGAGCAAUAUACCAGUAAAAUACAGAAUUCCAAAGUUGGGAGAAAUAAUGGACAUAUUCGACACUCACAUUAAGGAAAUGAUGAAGUUAAAGAAAAUACAAAUAGGCAAGAGAGAUGCAUCUGCUGGAGUGCAAUCAAAGCUGAUAACAGUAUCAUCGUCACCACCAUUUGUUACUUCAUUGAAAAAUUCACUAUAUAUUAAGGGGAGAUUUAACAAUGAGAUUGCUACCAAUCCGAAUGUCAUAGGGCGCCAAUUGCAUAUUAAAACUCUGCUGAGAUUUUUGAAUGCAUAUUUCCUAUCCUGUUUCGUAGCUUUAUCAUCGCCUAUCAUAUCUCUCUUCCCGCUUAUAACCCAUCUAGCUGAUGAGGAAACAGCCGACAACGACGAGACAGAAGUGGUGAGGGAUGCCGAUUUGGCAGUUGGUGCAAGUGAUGUCUUGUUCCAAUCAUGGUCUGGUAUUUAUCUAUGCGAUGAACUUGCUGAUGAGAUGUUGAACAGUGUUGAACAAACGAUGAAUAAGAGUACGAGCUGGAAAGCAUGGGUAUCUAUAAUGAAAUUCCUUCAUGUAUUCGUAUUUUCAAACAUACUUGUUUGUGAAAAACAAGAAAGGCCUGAAAUCGUGCGACGAAUGGUUUAUAAUGCAAUCUGCCAUACACAACUUGAAGUACGACGAGAAGCAGCUGAUUGCCUAACAGCGCUAAUACACUGCGGUUUUCAAUCGCUCACAAGUUGUUACAUUAAGGAAUUAUUCGAGCUUACGAAUCAUAAGAUACUAAGCAAGAGACAUGGCGCUGUAUUGGCCCUAUCCGCAGUAAUUCGUGCUUUUCCAUUCACUAUUCCACCAUUGGUAUUCGAUAUGAUACCAAAGUACUGCCAGCUUGGCAUUAACUCUGAUUCUUUAACACGUAACACAAUAACAGAGACACUUCGGUCAUUUUUGCGCACUCAUCAUGAUAAGAUGAUUGAAACGGGUGAAAAGGAUGUGAUACAGAAAUUGCUCGUUUUCAUACAAAAUGUUAUUUCACCCAGUUACUAUGUGUGA
Messenger RNA from Loa loa (African eye worm), 5178 nucleotides. RefSeq lists its product as hypothetical. The record is from RefSeq and is a predicted model, not a curated record. The transcript has 36 exons. Lineage: Eukaryota; Metazoa; Nematoda; Chromadorea; Rhabditida; Onchocercidae. Gene Ontology annotation, cellular component: nucleus; cytosol. Bases 1 to 5178 code for a protein of 1725 amino acids. Gene Ontology annotation, molecular function: proteasome binding; peptidase activator activity. Gene Ontology annotation, biological process: proteasomal ubiquitin-independent protein catabolic process.